AUGAAGCUAUUAUACAAACGAUGUCUUCAGGCAUCGGUGAUACUACUAUGGAGCAUGAGAACAGCCAAUGCCUACUUCAAGGCGCACGAAGAUGUCACCGAUCUGCGAUUCCUGGAUUGUGAUUCUUCGAUCUACUAUGAUCAAUUGCUGGCGCAGAUCAGUGAUCCUUUCCAGUGGACCAAACUAGACUUGCAGAUGCUGACAGUGAGACGGCAUCGUGGCAACGUCCCAGCAGAAGCUGGACAAUGGGGAGACGAUGAUAUCUACCAAGCAGUCAUGGAUUUGGACCAUGGAGAAGAGGCGGGAACUGUCAAAAUGAUCUACCGAAACACGAGCCUAACCACCAAAUUCAAAGGCUUCAUUUGGGAGAUAGAACAUCUGUGGUCUACCAAGGAAGGAGGAGGCAUCAAUGUGACCUCAGCUGCUUACACCGAUGUGCAUCAUGUGCGUGCAGCCGAUAUCAAAGUUCAGGAAGCCAAAACAACCCGACAUUUCGGCAUGUGUGGCACUGUUUCAUCGCUUGACAACUGUGUGGUUCCUGCAACAAGUGAAACAAGCUGGGAUACAGCUCGAGACGACAAAAUAUGGCAACCACCGGAGUCCAAAAGGGGGGAGAUUGCAAGAGCUCUGCUGUACAUGGAUUUGCGGUAUCAAGAGCUCAAACUUGGAGAUUGUGAGCCCUUUGCAACUGGGCAUGUGGGAUAUCUAUCUCAAUUGCUCCAAUGGCACACAGACUAUCCACCCACAGAAGAAGAAGUACGACGCAACGACCGAGCCUGCACGCGAUGGCAGGGCAAUCGCAAUCCUUUUGUCGACUACCCUGACUUGGCGUUGAUUUUGCAUCGAAGCCCUCAGGUUCCAACGACGGGCUGCAAGCCAGUGAAUGUUACAGAUGGAGAAGAAACAACAAGCUCGGAAUCAAACACAAUCUCCGAUUCGGGAAGCAAUAGCGGUAUCAUCUCGGUAAUGGAAACAAAGAGCCCAACGUUUUCCCCACUGCCUCCUCCCACCACAGCAGCACCCACAGCUACCCCAAACGCUUGUGCAUCUAUUCAGGAAGGCAACGUACCUUUCUUUCUGGUGAAUACCAAGAAUCCUGACGAAGUCAUGUUCAUUACUCUGGAGGGUCUUGAGGGAGGGAUGGAGCUAUACCUUACAGAUCAGGCGUGGGAUGGACGAACUUUGAUCAACAAUGUACUCGAUGAAGGCACAGUGAUGAUGACAACGCCCAACCAAGGAAUCGCAGCAGGUACAGUAUUUGGAUAUGGACUCCGAGCAAACCUAGGAACUCGUUGGACGAAAGUGGCGGGUACCUUCACAUUGGGAUUGAAUGGCGACAAUAUCUUUCUCUACUGCUUGGACAACGACAACAAGAUCCGCUUUCUCUCUGGCUUCACCAACAACUAUGACUGGGCACCAGCUUUCUUGGAUGCGUCAGACUACGGUCACAACAGCAGUGCUCUGCCGGACUCGCUUGUGAACAGUUCCAUCAAGCUGCCGCAUCAAUACAACUACUUCUACAAUGGACCGAGGGAUGCUCGCGUUAACCUAUUGCGACGGAGCAUUUUGGAUCCCAACGAAUGGGAAGGAUCCAACGACCUUCGAUAUUCGAUAGACAAGCCGGACGAAGAGGAAGCGUCCUCAUCGUCCUUUGUGUCAUGGGGCUCUUCCUUUGCCACAUUGAUCGUGAUGCUGAGUUGGGCUUUUGUGAACUAG
Molecule: messenger RNA, 1716 nt
Organism: Seminavis robusta
Lineage: Eukaryota; Bacillariophyta; Bacillariophyceae; Naviculales; Naviculaceae
Source: the annotation of a GenBank genome assembly